CAUUGACUAUCACUGACUCCAAUUACCCAUUUCAUAACAUCAUCAUGUCUGACUCCGAGAAACGAUUCACCCCCACAACCGGACAAUUGAUCAAGUACGCAGGACUGAACGGGAAUUCACUCUUAUACUGUGUUGUAGGUAUCGCAACAUGUGGUUUCAGCUUAUUCGGUUAUGAUCAAGGUUUGAUGUCUGGGAUCAUUGCUAGUGAACAAUUCAAUACCGAAUUUCCAGCUACACACCAAUCAUCCCCUUCCGAUGUUCACGCUGGUACAGUCCAAGGAACCGUCACAAGUGUUUACGAAGUGGGAUGUUUCUUCGGCGCUCUCUUUGCAUACUUCUUCGGUGAACGUAUGGGUCGUAGAAAGGUCAUGCUGCUAGGAGCUGUCAUCAUGAUCAUCGGAACCGUUCUGUCGGUCACUAGCUUUGGUCCUGGUUCUUCCAAUGGGACUGGGAAUGUGGGAGGUUUCGUACAAUUCAUCCUAUCCCGGGUUAUCACAGGUAUCGGCAACGGCAUGAACACAGCUACCAUACCCAGUUGGCUGGCAGAGACGACCAAAGCCCAUAACCGAGGGUUCCUCAUUUGUAUGGAAGCAUCAACGGUGUCCCUAGGUACUUGUCUAGCAUACUGGGAAGAUUUCGGGCUUUCCUAUGUGAAAAGUUCCGUCUCCUGGAGGUUUCCAAUUGCUUUCCAGAUCGUCUUCGCUCUCAUCCUUCUCGGGGGCGUCUCGGUACUUCCAGAAAGUCCGAGGUGGCUAAUCGCUCAUGGACAACACGCCGAGGGUUUACGAGUUAUUGCGGCUCUCAGCGCCACCUCUGUGGAAGAUCCCUUGGCCAUCACAGAGAAGGACAGAAUUACCGAUGCACUUACCGCCCAGCGUACUGUUCUCACCUCUAACAGACGUGAUAUCCUGAAGUCCGGUAAACAACAACACCUUCGCCGAGCCCUCGUGGGUGCCUCUACCCAACUGUUUCAGCAACUUGGUGGAUGCAACGCCGUCAUCUACUUCUCUACCAUACUAUUCGAGAAUCAGAUCGGACUCGAGCCUCGUUUGUCUUUGGUGCUCGGAGGAGUCUUGUCGACUGUAUACGCCAUCUUCGCAAUGUCAUCAUUCUUCCUCGUGGAAAGGGUCGGUCGACGCAAGCUCUUCUUGGCCGGUACGGUGGGUCAGGCUACAGCUAUGUUCAUCACUUUUGGCUGUCUGGUAAGCGGGGGACGUCAAUCUGCCAAAGGAGCAGCUUUCGGUUUGUACCUCUUCAUCGCGGUCUUCGGAGCAACAUGGCUUCCCCUUCCGUGGCUUUACCCAGCUGAGCUCAACUCGAUGGCAGUGAGGACUGAAGCGAAUGCCAUCAGUACCAUGACCAAUUGGUUGUCAAACUUUUUGGUCGUCCAGGUAUUGCCCACAAUGACGGCUUCUAUCGGAUCAUACACCUUCCUGAUCUUCGCCAUCGCCAAUGUCAUAUUCCUGCCUUUCAUUUUUUAUCUUUACCCGGAUACGACAGGGAGAAGCCUUGAGGAAAUUGAUAUCAUUCACGCCCAUGCGUAUCUCACGGAAAGACGGCCCACAUUGAUUGCGGCCGAGCUGCCCAAACUCACGGAUCACCAGAUCCAAGUCAUGACGGACCGAUAUGAUAUCCACGGAGGCGUUGCAGAUGUCGAAGCACCCAACACCUAUGGAACGGCCGAGAAUGCGGAAAAAACAGAUACAACCCUGCCACCUCCUCACCCGGAGGUGGUGAAUGGUGCCCGGCUUGGGCAGCGAGCGGACGACUCUACGAGUGGGACGAUCACUCGGGUACCAUCCCAAGCAGCGGAUGAGGUUAUGAAAGUCAAGUAGACCGCUAUCUAUUCAUCAUAUAAAGAAGGCAAGCAAUGCACAAGGAGAGAUAAGCAUGUAGCAUGUAGCGAUAGUAGAAAAGAUUAGAUUAUGCAAUCGUAAGUUUGGUUCCUCGUUU
Molecule: messenger RNA, 1953 nt
Organism: Tremella mesenterica DSM 1558
Lineage: Eukaryota; Fungi; Basidiomycota; Tremellomycetes; Tremellales; Tremellaceae
Exons: 12
Coding region: 45-1835 (596 amino acids)
Biological process (GO): carbohydrate transport; transmembrane transport
Cellular component (GO): membrane
Molecular function (GO): carbohydrate:proton symporter activity
Source: RefSeq, a predicted model, not a curated record